AUGUUGAAGAUAUGGUCCAUGAAAAAGGAGCAACAAAAGGCUGAGAAUGCCGAGGGCGCGGCAGGCGGCAAGAAGAAGAAGGUCACGGCAGCGCAAUUACGGGUGCAAAAGGACCUCUCAGAGCUCUCGCUAGGCACCACCAUGACAACCGAGUUCCCGGACCCCGACGAUAUCCUGAGUUUCAUCCUGUACAUCGAGCCGGACGAGGGCAUGUACUACGGCGGGCGGUUCAGCUUCACGUUCAACAUCACGCCCAACUUCCCGCACGAGCCGCCCAAGGUGCAGUGCCGCGAGAAGAUCUACCACCCCAACAUCGACCUCGAGGGCAAGGUCUGCCUCAACAUCCUGCGCGAGGACUGGAAGCCCGUCCUCAACCUCAACGCCGUCAUCGUCGGCCUGCAGUUCCUGUUCCUCGAGCCUAACGCCAGCGACCCGCUCAACAAGGAGGCCGCCGAGGACCUGCGGCAGAACAGGGAAAUCUUCAAGAGGAACGUGCGGGCCGCCAUGAACGGGUACACUGUGAAGGGAGAGGCUUUUGAAAAGGUCAUGAUCUAG
Messenger RNA from Lasiosphaeria miniovina, 555 nucleotides. RefSeq names its product putative E2 ubiquitin-conjugating enzyme. The transcript is spliced from 3 exons. The record is from RefSeq and is a predicted model, not a curated record. Bases 1 to 555 code for a protein of 184 amino acids. Lineage: Eukaryota; Fungi; Ascomycota; Sordariomycetes; Sordariales; Lasiosphaeriaceae.